Molecule: messenger RNA, 811 nt
Organism: Episyrphus balteatus (marmalade hoverfly)
Lineage: Eukaryota; Metazoa; Arthropoda; Insecta; Diptera; Syrphidae
Exons: 3
Source: RefSeq, a predicted model, not a curated record
UGUGCUAUUUAUAAUUCACUGUCAAAUUUCAUCUUUACAAACAUAGGAGUCGAUAUUGCGUACGAAGCUAUACAAGAACUUGCAACUUUAAAUUCUAAUCUUAACAAACUGUAUGCUGAGGAAGAACCCAGGCAAGUUGCAAUACCUUCAAACCCCUUAGGAGCACUAGCUAGCCGAAUACCAUGCUCAUGUGAUAAAGGCGUUUGCAAAUGUUGCACUUCAAUGCUUUCUUUAGUGGGUCUAAACGGAUGCAUGGAAGUUGUCUACAAGCCAGAGGACUUUGCCUUCGAUCUCCGUAUGAAACUGAAUAAUCGUGUUUUAUUCGAGCGAAGCGUAUCGGGCAAAAAUCCACCACCAUUUUGCUUUCGACCUCCAAGAUUUGGUUUUGUGAGAGCUUGCAUAAAAUUUUAUGACGUUUACUUUUUCGGCCGUAAUAUGCACGUUUGUAUGGAUCUAUCUGGUUAUUUUCAGGGAUAUGAGCUUUUUGAAAGAUCCUACGACUGCCUUCAACUGGGAAUGAAAGGUGUCAAAAUAGUGAAACCAGAAGAAGGUUACCCACUGAAGCCAACUGAUGUUGAAAUAGAUCAAGGCGAUGAUGAUAUAGAGGACUAUGACGAAAACGUUGUUAGAAGUAUUUAAGUUAUAAAAAAUUUAUUAGGUACUUUAGUUUUAAAUUAUUUAUUUAUUAUGUAAUUUUGUUUUACUUUUAUUAAUAAACGUCAGUGCCUUUAAUCGUAUAUUCUAUAACUCAUCUCAAAUCGAUAUAGGUGUACAAAAACAUUGUUAAUUGGAACGAAGGGGGUUUAAAAAG